This is a messenger RNA of Cyprinodon variegatus (sheepshead minnow), 1383 nucleotides long. RefSeq names its product growth factor independent 1 transcription repressor (gene gfi1ab). Lineage: Eukaryota; Metazoa; Chordata; Actinopteri; Cyprinodontiformes; Cyprinodontidae. The coding region runs from base 28 to 1182 and encodes 384 amino acids. The transcript has 6 exons. The record is from RefSeq and is a predicted model, not a curated record. Gene Ontology annotation, cellular component: nucleus.
UUCACCUGUGCGCUCUGAACCCCAAAGAUGCCCCGCUCCUUCCUGGUGAAGAGUAAGAAGGCGCACAGCUACCACCAACCACGGACCUUGGAGGAUGAUUACAGCAGGCUGGACAGCAUUCUGGCGCACAUCUGCUCAGAUGCAGAUAAGACGCCGGAGGAGGACGCAGACCUCCCGGCGGACAGGUACGGCCUCUCUCCGGCCUCCCAUCAGGGGGAUCCCGCUGACUUCUCCCCCAGAUCUCCGCUGAGCAGCGCCGACAGUCUGUGCGCUCGUUCCCCGGACUAUGAGGACUUCUGGCGGCCUCCGUCCCCAUCCGCGUCCCCUGCUGACUCAGACAAAUCGCUGUCUCCUCUGGAUGAAACGCAGAGCUUCACUGUUCCUUUCCGGGCCUAUGCUUGGAGCAGCUACUCUGGCCUGGAGCUGGAGCUCCACAGGCCCCUGACGCAGCGGAGCGUCCAUCCGGGCCUGGAGGUGGACACAAGCUCCGCAGUCAUGGCGCUUUACGCAGAGCGGAGCGGCCAUCCGGCCGUGUUUGCAGAGCGCGCUCUGGCAGAGGAGCCUUACGGGGACUACAGGAGGAUGCUGUUCCCUGAGGCGGGCCUGCACAGGAAGGCGCCCGAUGGGAAGGCCUCGCCGGGCCUUCUCUGUCCGAACCUCAUCCUGAACGGCGCUUACAAGUGUGUCAAGUGCGGUAAGGUGUUUUCCACCCCCCACGGUCUGGAGGUCCACGUCCGCAGGUCGCACAGCGGCACCAGGCCUUACGCAUGCGACAUCUGCGGCAAAACGUUUGGGCACGCAGUGAGUCUGGAGCAGCACAAAGCGGUGCACUCUCAGGAAAGAAGCUUCGACUGCAAAAUUUGCGGCAAAAGUUUUAAGCGCUCCUCCACGCUGUCCACGCAUCUGCUCAUCCACUCGGACACGCGGCCCUAUCCGUGUCAGUACUGCGGGAAGAGGUUCCACCAAAAGUCCGACAUGAAGAAGCACACCUUCAUCCACACAGGUGAGAAACCACACAAAUGCCAGGUUUGCGGGAAGGCGUUCAGCCAGAGCUCCAACCUGAUCACGCACAGCAGGAAACACACCGGAUAUAAGCCGUUCGGCUGCGACCUGUGCGGGAAAGGCUUCCAGAGGAAGGUGGACCUGAGGAGACACAAGGAGACGCAGCAUGGACUGAAAUGAGACGGAGGACAACUGGACGCUGAAGGAGACACACCUGGACAAUAACCGAGGAGAAGAAAAACAUUUUUCUUCUUUUUUUUUCUUUUUGGAUCAGGACACUAAUUUGAUCCAUUUGAAAUCUCAUCGACGCAUUUUAUUAUUUUUGGGAUUAUAAUUAUAAUAAUAUCUAUUAUUUAUGGCGGCAGUUAAAACAAAGACAUA